Branchiostoma belcheri (Belcher's lancelet) is the source of this 3171-nucleotide messenger RNA. RefSeq names its product integral membrane protein GPR155-like. The record is from RefSeq and is a predicted model, not a curated record. Gene Ontology annotation, cellular component: membrane. The coding region runs from base 213 to 2312 and encodes 699 amino acids. Lineage: Eukaryota; Metazoa; Chordata; Leptocardii; Amphioxiformes; Branchiostomatidae. The transcript is spliced from 14 exons. Gene Ontology annotation, biological process: transmembrane transport.
AUCUUGACUGUGGAAUGAUCGUAGUUGACGAAAGUAGGUCACGCCGGUUUGGUAUGUGCACGAGGUUUGGCAGCUGACAGUUGUGUAACGUUGUGACGUAAUCCUACGAUGUAUGUAACUUUAUUGUCGGGAACAUGGCUUGAGUCGUCAACAUAAGAGAUACCAGACCAUAAGGACCUGAAGCAAGGUCCUGGACCCAAAAAGCCACCAAGAUGUCGUCAUCAGCUGUGUUUGACAACUUGUACCCAGCGAUUAUCCAGUGUUUUGCCAUCAUCUUCGCUGGAUAUCUGUUCGGACGACUUGGAAUCAUCACAACGUCCACCGCUAAAGGGUUGGAGAGUUACAUCUCCUACCUCGCCCUCCCUGCCCUUCUCUUCCAGGCCAUGUGUACGCUCAAGUUUGAGGUCGUCAACUGGUGGUUCCUCCUGGCCAUCGCCAUUGCCAAGUCUUCAGUGUUCCUGCUGGUGGCUGUGUUCACGCUGGUGCUAGGGAGGAACUUUGGGAAAGCUGGAUUGUUCGCGAUCUUUGCCACUCAGAGUAACGACUUUGCCUUAGGAUAUCCCAUCGUAAAAGCCAUCUAUGGUGCCAGUCGACCAGAAUUGCUGAGUUACAUCUACCUGCUGGCUCCCAUCUCUGUAGCCAUCCUGAACCCCCUGGGCUUCACACUCAUGGAGGUACAGAAGAACAUCGACUCCACAGAGGCUCGGAGCAGGUGCAGGAGUGUUCUACAGGUUAUAAAGGGGGUGAUUUCAAAGCCUAUCAUCUUCAUGAUGAUGAUUGGCAUUGCUGCAAACUUUGCCUUCCACCAAACCGUGCCACCUGUCCUGUCAGGUAUCCUGAAUGUGCUGGGGGAGUCCUUCAGUGCCACAGCCCUGUUCUACCUGGGACUCAGUAUGGUCGGCAAGAUCAGCCAACAGGCUCGCUUUGCCUUCAUUGUGCCAGCUAUCCUGGUGGCAGUCAAGACAUUGCUGCUUCCGUUUGUUGCCCGUGAACUUGUCGUGGGACUCCAGGUCGGCGGUAACGACACCAACAUGACAGAAGAGUUCCGUGACUAUGGCUUCCUGUACGGAACCUUCCCCGUGGCACCUUCUGUCUUCAUCUUUGCCGCCAACUAUGGCCUGGCAACUGAAGUGGUUGGUCCAGGGCUGGUAGUGUGUACCUUCCUGUCUGCACCAGUGAUGUUCAUGUCAGCACAGAUGAGCAGUCUGUCCAUGGACACACAGACAAACCUCAUGGCUCUGGUCACCAGGACAGCGUUCGAUGUCAGCAUCAUUGGACUCAUCUUCUGUGUCUGGGUACUUGCAGUGUUCUUCCUCUCUGGAAAGUUCAAGCAACUUCCUCACAAACUCACCACAUGUCUGGUCAUCUCUCAGGUCCUAGGCUGUGUUGGGAUGAUCCUGUUCUACACACUAGGAUAUACACACAGUGUGAACACCUGGCAGGUCUAUCUCUCAGCCUCGGUCAUGCUGAUCGGAACUAUCAGCUGUCGAACGUGGACAGCAGGGUUGGCUGUUGGGCUGUUCCUACUGAAGAAGGAGGGGACAGACUUUGUCAGCAGGAACAUUGGACUGUUCCAUAUAGCCAGCUGGGGGACACCCAUCCUGCUGACAGGAGUACUGUUCAUAGUCCGUUCCUUUACUGGGACUACCUGUGAACAACCCAUGCACGAUUCCUGUCAGAGGAUCACGAUGACUGGAGUGUUGACAGUGUGUAUACUGGUCACUGUGGGAUCACUGGUAACACUACAGAGACUUGGACACCUCAGAUCAGCUAGACAAGACAACAAAGACUACAGGGAAGUCCCAGGUCCACGCAGGGAGCUGAGAGACCAGUGUCAGAACCAUAACAACUGCUGCACCAAUCCAGACGAAGAGUGUCCCCUGCUGACCUCCACGGAGCCUGGCCUUCAGAGACAAGACCUCCACAGAAGCAGAACUUCUCAGGGAAUCUUCUCCUACCAGUCAUUGUCAUCAGAAUCGUUGAUGCCAGGAGCAGGGGAUGGGUAUCAGUUGGAUGAAGAGGAGCAAGUGUCAGAGUCACAUGACCAUCAAGUAUCCAGACAUGUGGUGCUCCUGAUCUGUCUAACACUGUCCAUGAUCAUUGAGCUGUUCUUAUGUAUCUGGAGGCUGAUAAUGGACAACAUGGAGGGCAUCUAUAUCGAGCUGGAGUUCCUAAAUAGUGUCCUCAACUAUGCUCAGGGAUUUUUUGCAUUUGUUGCAUUUGGUCUGGACACAGAGAUGAUCUUCCAUCCACUCAUCAGGAAGUACGUAGAGAUGAGGAGGUCCUCAUCUCCCAUCAACUCUCCUAACUGAUGACAUCAAGUUACCUGCCAAUCAUCACCAAUGGAAACAAGAAAUCAACUGACUACAAACAUUAUUAAUACCAACAAUCAACCAUACCACUAUGUUACUGAUGAUGUGACACCUAUAGUAUAUGAUCUAUCAAUAAUAACUCUUAGAUUUCAUAUUUUUGUAUACAUUAUCACCAAUAGAAACAAACAAGAAAUCAUCUGAUUACAGCCACUAAGAAUCCCUCACAGUUUCUAGUCCACACCACAGUCUUGUUGCACUGACAAAGGGACACUUUAUAUAUUGACAUCUCCCAGACUCAGUAUUUUUGUAUACAUCAGUAUUAAAAGUUUGUAUAGUAAGCAUCAGGGUGACUCAAGCUAGGUCUGCAUAAUGCAGGAAGACAUUGCAGAUAUCCUGAAAAUAUUCUUUGAAAGUAUUUGCUUAAUUAGUGCCUUUAGCAAUGCAUGGACUGGACAUGUUGAAAAAAAGCAGCUGAAAAUUCCAACCACUUAUUAUAUAAGAAAAGUGCUGGAUUUUGAACUGUGGCCAUACGGGGUAAAAGCAAUAUUAUCAUAUUAACUUGCAAGUCCUUACUGAUGUGAAAAGGAGCUGAAAAUUCUGACCACAUGGUAAGAAAAGAGCUGGAUUCUGAACUGUGGCCACAUGGGGUACAAGCAAUAUUAUUAUUACCUUGCAAGUCUGAUGCAAAAAGGAGCUGAAACUUGUUAGAUGAAGAAGUGCAUAAUGAUGUAGCAAGACUUGAGUCAUGUUUUUCUGGUUAGAGAUGUGACAAGAUAUUAAAUAGGGUAUUUUGUUGCAGUAGGCUAGCAAUAUGAUUGUACAUUUUCUAUUCUACAGAGACAAAUAAAUACAAAGAAGA